This is a messenger RNA of Monoraphidium neglectum, 465 nucleotides long. RefSeq names its product PAS/PAC sensor hybrid histidine kinase. The record is from RefSeq and is a predicted model, not a curated record. The transcript has 3 exons. Gene Ontology annotation, biological process: protein autophosphorylation. Gene Ontology annotation, molecular function: phosphorelay sensor kinase activity; histidine phosphotransfer kinase activity. Lineage: Eukaryota; Viridiplantae; Chlorophyta; Chlorophyceae; Sphaeropleales; Selenastraceae. Bases 1 to 465 code for a protein of 154 amino acids.
AUGCUGCUAGAGACCCCCCUGGCGGAGGAGCAGCGGGAGCUGGCCAAAACAAUCCGCGUCAGCGGCUCCAUCCUGUUGUCAACCGUCUCCAACUUCCUCGACUUCUUCAAGCUCGAGGCUGGCAAGCGCCUCGACACCGUGCGGUCCGAGGUUCUGCUGUCAGACCUCGUCGGCGACGUCCACUGCAUCAUAGAGGCCAUGUGCGGCCGCGGCGGCGCCGUGGCGCUGCUCCCGCCGGACCUCUCAGCCGCGCCGGCCGCGCCCGUGCUCUGCGACGCCGACCGGCUGCGCGGCGUGCUGCUGAACCUGGCGACCAACGCGGCCAAGUUUACGCGCAGCGGCCACAUCUGCCUGCGCGUCGGGGAGGUGCCCGCGGACGGGUACCCGGUGCCGCCGCCGGGAUACGCCGGGAUCACCAUCCGGCCGUGCACGCCGCAUGGGCAGCAGCGCGGAAGGGCACGAUGA